CCGAAGGCUACAUAAAAGUGGCGUUUGCAAUUUCAAAUUACUGAAUUCAGUGGAGCUUGUGAGCAAUCGCAUAUAGAUCCUUCGUGUUGUGUCCGGCAAGAUAAGUUACUACUGGGCUAGUGCACCGCCCGGCGAUUUCGCUGUUCCUCUUCAUUCCUCACUCACCACCACGCCUCUUCUUUUCCUCUGACGGGACACGGUAUUCGAUUUAGACAUUUUCAGCACCCCUAAUCAUGAACGGAACUGGAUCCAUUGAGUCGCAAUGGCUGGCUCAAUUAGCCGCCAUGCGCCAGGCCAUCGCAGACCUGAACCUCACGAAAGACCCCGCCAACGGUCAGCCCGCGUACGGCAGCGACCUCGACCUCGAUCUCGACGAGAAUUCCUCCUCCGCCGGAACUGUUGACGAUGUCUGGGAUCUAAUCAGUUCCGACGACGAGUCUACUAGCGGACUAGACGAAAUCGACGAUCUGCCUUCCCCUCCUCCCUCUUCCGAGCUGCACGAUCAAACAUGGCUGCAGCAGAGAUGCCAGCUUCUCGCCUACCAACAACCCGGGAUGGACGCGAACGAGACGACACAACAACUAAUUGCCGCGUUGGCUACAGAUAGCGGCGAUGAUGAGUUGCAGAUGUCGUUGGCGGAGAUCGUGGGGUUUGACGACCUGGAUUUUGUAAUCGAGUUGAUCACGCACCGGAGGGAGAUACUUGGGAGCCUGGAUGCCGGACCUAGGAAAACACAGGCGCAGACAGACGGAUUGGCGGCUGGGACAUUGCAGACAAGGGCUGAGAGGGAGCAGGCUCUCCGACACCAGGACUACCAGCAUAAGAACUCGGCCUUACUACCGGAACAAGCUCGGCAGGAACCGAAAUACCCGCAUGUUUUCAAAUCUCACGACUCGAGGAAUGUACUGGCCUUGAAUGGAAAGAGUUACGGGCUGCCGCUUGGCAGUAGGCAGAUUGAUGAACCGAAGUAUACCGAGGUCGAAGUCCCAGCUUCAAAAGUUGGCACACUUGGACAACAGCAGAAGCUGGUUCCGAUUUCGUCUAUGGAUGGCCUUUGCCAGGGCACUUUUAAGGGUUACAAGACGUUGAACAGGAUGCAGAGCUUGUUAUACGAUGUUGCCUACAAGACGAGUGAAAACAUGCUCAUUUGCGCGCCGACUGGUGCGGGUAAGACGGACGCUGCUAUGCUUACGAUCCUAAAUGCAGUUGGAAAGAACAUGGUUCCCAAUCCCAUGGAAGAGCCCGAUGCAACCGAGUUCUCGGUUCUAGUGGACGACUUCAAGAUUGUCUAUGUGGCUCCCAUGAAAGCCCUCGCAGCAGAAGUUACUGAAAAGCUCGGAAAACGGCUUGCGUGGCUCGGAAUCAAAGUUCGUGAGCUGACUGGUGACAUGCAGUUGACGAAGCGGGAGAUCGUGGAAACCCAGAUCAUCGUAACCACCCCUGAAAAAUGGGACGUGGUGACCCGCAAGAGCACAGGAGACACAGAGCUUGUGCAAAAGGUCCGCUUGUUGAUUAUUGAUGAGGUCCACAUGCUUCACGAUGAGCGAGGUGCGGUUAUCGAAUCAUUGGUAGCUCGUACUCAGAGGCAGGUCGAAAGCACCCAAUCGCUUAUUCGCAUCGUCGGUCUGUCAGCAACACUUCCAAACUAUGUCGACGUCGCCGAUUUCCUCAAGGUUAAUAAGAUGGCGGGACUGUUCUUUUUCGAUUCGUCUUUUCGACCAGUGCCUCUUGAACAGCAUUUUAUCGGCGUUAAGGGGAAGGCGGGCUCUAAACAAUCUCGCGAGAAUAUCGAUACAGUUGCUUUUGAGAAGGUCCGGGACAUGCUUGAACGAGGCCAUCAGGUCAUGGUAUUCGUGCACUCGCGCAAAGACACAGUACUGACAGCACGGAUGAUGAAGCAAAUGGCCGUCCAAGAUGGUUGCGAGGCGCUCUUCAGCUGCCACGAGCACGAAAACUAUUCUAACGCCCUUCGGGACAUGAAGCAUGCGCGCGCUCGCGAACUUCGUGACUUAUUUUCGAGUGGAUUCGGUACCCAUCAUGCCGGAAUGAGCCGAAGUGACCGAAACCUCAUGGAGCGUAUGUUUUCGGAGGGGCUCAUCAAGGUUCUCUGCUGUACGGCUACGCUUGCCUGGGGUGUUAACCUUCCAGCUGCGGCGGUCGUCAUCAAGGGAACUCAACUAUACAAUCCCCAGGAGGGUAAAUUCGUCGACCUUGGUAUACUGGAUGUCAUGCAGAUUUUUGGUCGUGCUGGUCGUCCUCAGUUCCAGGAUACAGGUAUUGGGUUCAUCUGUACAACCCAUGACAAGCUGAACCACUAUCUCUCUGCGGUUACUUCGCAGCAACCGAUUGAAUCUCGUUUCUCCGGCCGACUUGUGGACAACUUGAAUGCUGAGAUCUCGCUUGGAACAGUUACGUCCAUUCCGGAAGCAGUGCAGUGGCUGGGAUAUUCCUAUCUAUUUGUUCGCAUGAAGCGGGAGCCCCGGAACUACGGUAUCGAUCAUGCUGAAAUGGUAGACGACCCUAUGCUUGUCCAGAGGCGCCGCCAACUCAUCGUUCAGGCGGCCCUCGUCCUGCAAAAGAGUCAGAUGAUUAUCUACAACGAGAAAACGGACGAGCUCCGGGCCAAAGAUGUUGGGCGGAUUGCAAGUCAAUACUACGUCCUCCAGACAAGUAUUGAGAUCUUCAACGAGUUGAUGCGACCCCGAUCUGGCGAGGCUGACGUUUUGCGAAUGAUUAGUAUGAGUGGUGAAUUCGACAACAUCCAAUCUCGCGAUAGUGAGUCGAAAGAGCUCACCCGACUUCGCGAGGAAGCGGUCCAGACUGAAGUGGAAGGAGGAAAUGAUUCUGCUCACGCAAAGACCAACAUUCUACUCCAGUCCUACAUUUCCCGCGCCAAACUUGAGGAUUUUGCGUUAGUCUCGGAUACGGGAUAUGUCGCCCAGAACGCGGCACGUAUCUGUCGCGCUUUGUUCAUGAUUGCCUUGAACCGGCACUGGGGGUAUCAAUGUCAGGUACUUCUUUCCAUGUGCAAGUCUAUCGAGAAGCAGAUGUGGCCUUUCGAUCACCCAUUCCGUCAAUUCGACCUGCCGCAGCCAAUUUUGAGGAACCUGGAUGAGAGAUUACCAUCAUCAUCGGUCGAAUCAAUGAGGGACAUGGAAACCGCAGAACUUGGCGAACUCGUACACAACACUAAGAUGGGAAAGACACUGGGAAAGUUGUUGGAUAACUUCCCGACUCUUAGUGUUGAGGCCGAGAUUGCGCCACUAAAUCGCGAUGUUUUGCGCGUCCGCUUAAGUCUCUAUCCCGAAUUCACCUGGAAUGACCGACACCAUGGUGCAUCCGAGUCUUACUGGGUUUGGGUUGAGAACUCAGAAACAUCGGAGAUCUAUCACCAUGAAUAUUUCAUUCUCAGCAGGAAGAAGCUCUAUGAUGAACACGAACUGAACUUUACCAUUCCACUUUCGGAUCCCCUGCCCAGCCAAAUCUACGUUCGAGCCAUAUCUGAUCGUUGGCUGGGAGCGGAGACGGUUACGCCAAUCUCAUUCCAGCACCUUAUCCGCCCAGACACUGAGAGUGUUUAUACAGACCUUCUGGAUCUACAGCCUCUCCCUAUAUCUGCUUUGAACAAUCCGAUUCUCGAAGAACUUUACGGACAACGCUUUCAGUACUUCAACCCAAUGCAGACCCAGCUCUUCCAUGUUCUAUACCAUACCCAAGCAAACGUGCUUCUUGGAUCACCAACAGGCAGUGGAAAGACAGUCGCUGCGGAGUUGGCCAUGUGGUGGGCUUUCAGAGAGCGCCCUGGGUCCAAGGUGGUGUACAUUGCACCUAUGAAAGCUCUUGUUCGCGAGCGUGUUAUGGAUUGGGGAAAGCGAGUUACAGCGCCCAUGGGAUUGAAACUGGUCGAAUUGACUGGUGACAACACCCCUGACACGCGGACAAUCCGUGACGCUGAUAUUAUCAUUACCACUCCGGAAAAGUGGGACGGUAUCUCGCGUAGUUGGCAAACCAGAGAUUAUGUUCGGAAGGUGAGCCUAGUGAUUAUCGACGAGAUCCACCUGCUUGGUGGUGACCGUGGACCCAUUCUCGAGAUCAUUGUCUCCCGUAUGAACUACAUCGCUUCCCAGUCGAAGGGCUCAGUUCGACUACUGGGUAUGUCGACGGCUUGUGCAAAUGCAUCGGAUCUUGCCAACUGGUUAGGCGUCAAGGAAGGACUGUACAACUUCCGGCACUCCGUGCGGCCUGUCCCUCUAGAGAUUUUUAUUGACGGAUUCCCCGAGCAGCGUGGAUUCUGCCCGCUCAUGCAGUCGAUGAAUCGACCAACCUUCCUGGCAAUUAAGAACCACUCCCCCGAGAAGCCUGUGAUUGUGUUUGUCGCUUCUCGUAGACAGACUCGCUUGACCGCCAAGGACUUGAUCAAUUUCUGUGGAAUGGAGGAUAACCCGCGUCGCUUUGUUCGUAUGUCAGAGGACGAUCUACAGUUGAACCUUGAACGGGUCAAGGAUGAGGCUCUACGUGAAGCGCUGUCCUUUGGUAUCGGUCUUCACCACGCCGGUUUGGUAGAGUCUGACCGACAACUGGCCGAAGAACUAUUCGCAAAUAACAAGAUUCAGAUCCUUGUAGCCACUAGCACACUCGCUUGGGGUGUCAAUCUUCCUGCACAUCUUGUUGUUGUCAAAGGAACCCAAUUUUUCGACGCGAAAAUUGAAGGAUACAGGGACAUGGACUUGACGGAUGUUUUGCAAAUGUUGGGUCGGGCUGGGCGUCCCCAGUUCGAUUCAUCUGGUAUUGCGCGUAUCUUCACGCAGGACUCGAAGAAGGCAUUCUAUAAACACUUCCUGCAUACCGGAUUCCCUGUUGAGUCGACCCUGCACAAGGUUUUGGAUAACCACUUGGGUGCCGAAGUCUCUGCUGGCACUAUCACCACUAAGCAAGACGCUCUGGACUAUCUUACUUGGACGUUCUUCUUCCGACGUUUGCAUAAGAACCCAUCGUACUACGGUCUUGAGAUUUCAGCAGACCAGCACAACUCCCUUGAAGCACAGUCCCUCGCUCAGGAUUUCAUGAUUGACCUUGUCGACAAGUCACUCGGUGAGUUGUCGGGAUCUAGCUGUAUCAUUUUCGACUCGGCUACCGGCGAGGUCGAUGCAACUCCAUUCGGAAAAAUCAUGAGUUACUACUACCUUGCACACAAGACAAUCCGUUACCUUCUCUCCCACGCAAAGCCUGCACCGACCUUCCAUGACGUGCUCAGCUGGAUGUGCUCCGCCACUGAAUUUGACGAACUCCCUGUUCGUCACAACGAAGACCUCAUCAACGCCGAACUCUCGCGCAAUUUGCCCCUCUCCGUUGAACCGAUGGGCGAUCUCCCGAUGUGGGAUCCUCAUGUCAAAGCCUUCCUUCUCCUCCAAGCUUAUAUGUCGCGCAUCGAUCUUCCCAUCUCUGAUUAUGUUGGAGAUCAAACUUCCGUCCUCGACCAGAGUAUCCGUAUUAUACAGGCUUCAAUCGACGCAAUGGCCGAACUAGGCUACACAGCUGCGUGUCGCACAUUCAUAAACCUGCUGCAGUGCAUUAAAUCCGCGCGAUGGCCAGAGGACCACCCUCUCUCUAUCCUCCCAGGCAUCGAUCCAUCCACCAACACCACCGAUAAAAAUCAAACACUCCCCACCUCUCUAACAGCCCUAACCUCCCUUCCACAUGGCGCAAUAUCGUCCCUUCCCGGAAAGGUGCACCUUCCAGGCCCCGCACAAGCCCAGUUCACAAAGGCAACCACCCAUCUCCCCCGCCUCGCAGUCGCGAUUCCCCAAACAUCCGAACGGGAAAUAACAGUCGCCCUUACACGCAAGAACAACCCCACAAACCCAGACUUCCGGAUAUACGCACCUCGAUUCCCGAAGCCCCAAACAGAAGGUUUCUUUUUGCUCGUUUGCGCGGCCAAAUCAGAUGGCCUGGAUGGGGAUCUUGUAGCUCUCAAGCGCGUUUCGUGGCCUAUGGGAAAUAAUAACAGUGCAACCCGGGACAGUGGCAAAGGAAACUGGAAGGGCCCGAACAAGAACAAUGGCAAGGGCCGAGGAAACGGUCCCAUUACCACAAAUUCCACAGUGAAGUUCCCCAAGGGUAUUCCUGUCCCUGCAGCUGUCAAUGUGCGAGUGAUGAGUGAUUCUUAUCCGGGAAUGGAGUGGGCUGUUUCUGGGGUUGAGGUUCUUGGUGAGACUGGUAGUAGUAGCAAGGGUAAGGAGGUUGAGACCCAGAGACAGGUUGUCCCCGAGUCGAGUGUUCCGGCGAAGGAGUGAUAUCUCGAAUGGAACUAGGUGUUCAGCAUGCCGUGCCGACCCUUUUAAGGCCUCGUUAGAUGAGACAAUGUCAUAUAAAUAGAAAGUUUAUAUUUCAUUUGUAGAACAGAAAGAAAAAACACACUGUGUUUUGAAUAUCCAGCCUCGAAGCAAGAAGAUAUCUCCCGCUAUAAAAGGUAUAUAUAUAUAUGCUGAAAACAAAGAUAGAAGUUCAACCA
Molecule: messenger RNA, 6511 nt
Organism: Aspergillus versicolor CBS 583.65
Lineage: Eukaryota; Fungi; Ascomycota; Eurotiomycetes; Eurotiales; Aspergillaceae
Product: RNA helicase SLH1
Exons: 1
Coding region: 234-6293 (2019 amino acids)
Molecular function (GO): ATP hydrolysis activity; ATP binding; nucleic acid binding
Source: RefSeq, a predicted model, not a curated record